AUGUCUCAUUCAGAAGAUUCAAAUACAAUAGAUAAUGGAAGUGUUGAUUCUGAAAAAGUAACAUCUUACGGAGAUGCAUUACAAUCACAACCUCAAACAAAUAAUAAAAAUGAAGAAGAAUUAAAAAGAAUACAAACUCAUAAAGAAAAUUUAUCAAGAAUAAUAACGGAUUUACAAGAAGGUGCUGGACAAUUAGGACCAUUAGAAGAACCUUAUGAUAUAAAAAAAGUAGAAACUCAUGCUGAUCCAAAUUCUACAUUUAAUGAUAUGGAUCCUUGGAAAUAUCCUGUAGAUGAAGGUACUGGAUUAAGAAUUGUUGAAUGGGUAGAUCAUGAUGUUAAAAAUCCAAAAAAUUGGAGUACUGCUUUAAAAUGGUUUUAUACUGGUUUAUUAGGUGCAAUUUGUUUUGUUGUUGCUUUAGGUUCAGCAAUUGUUACUGGUGAUAUGGAAGGUCCAGCAAAAACUUUUGGAGUUUCAAUUGAAGUUAUUAUUUUAGCUUCAGUUACAGUUUUCGUUGUUGGUUUUGGUGUUGGUCCAUUAGUAUUUGCUCCAAUGUCCGAAGAAGUUGGUAGGAAACCAAUAUAUGCGGUAACUUUAUUUGUUGGAGUUAUAUUCAUUAUACCCUGUGGUGCAGCAAGAAAUAUUGGUACAUUAUUAGUUUGUCGUUUAAUUGAUGGUAUAUCUUUCAGUGCUCCAAUGACAUUAAUUGGUGGUUCAUUAGCUGAUAUGUGGGACGGACCAGAAAGAGGUGUAGCAAUGGCAAUUUUUUCAGCAGCUCCAUUCUUAGGUCCAGUUUGUGGUCCAAUUUUUGGUGGUUUAUUAGGAGAUUUUACAUCAACUUGGAGAUGGAUUUAUUGGACUUUUUUAAUUGUUGCAGGUGUAUUUUAUGCUAUUUUUAUUGUAUUAGUUCCAGAAACUCAUCAUGGUACAUUAUUAAGAACAAGAGCAGCAAAAUUAAGAAAAGAUACAGGUGAUAAAACAUAUAAAGCUUUCAAUGAAAUUCAAGAAAGAGAAUUUAAAGAUGUUGCAAAAACUUCAUUAUUAAGACCAUUUGUUUUAUUAAGUGAAUUAAUUGUAUUUUUAAUGACUAUAUAUAUGGCUAUUGUUUAUGGUUUGCUUUAUAUGUUCUUUUUUGCUUAUCCUGUUGUUUAUAUGGAAGGUAAAGGUUGGUCAGCUUCAUUGACCGGUGUUAUGUUUAUUCCAAUUGGUGUUGGUGUUAUAGUAGCCACUAUUGCAGCACCUUUUUUCAACAUGGAUUAUAAUAGAAGAGCUCAAAAAUAUAGAGAUAGAGGAGAAUUACCACCAGCAGAAUUAAGAUUAAUUCCAAUGAUGAUUUCAUGUUGGUUUGUUCCAGUUGGUUUAUUUAUAUUUGCUUGGUCAUCAUAUCCAAGAGUUUCUUGGGCUGGACCAUGUUUUGCAGGUUUAGCAGCAGGAUUUGGCUUUUGUUGUUUAUAUAAUCCAGCUAAUAAUUAUAUAGUUGAUUCUUAUCAACAUUAUGCAGCAAGUGCAUUAGCAGCAAAAACAUUUGUUAGAUCAAUUUGGGGUGCUUGUGUUCCAUUAUUUACAAUUCAAAUGUAUCAUAGAUUAGGCUAUCAAUGGGCAUCAUCAUUAAUGGCAUUUAUAUCAUUAGCUUGUUGUUUGAUUCCAUAUGGUUUUUACUUUUACGGUGCAAGAAUUAGAGCUUAUUCUAAAUAUGCUUAUUCACCAGGUAUGGAUGCUAAAAAACCAGAUCUUGAAAAAGAACAAGAUUUCGGUCAUUAA
This is a messenger RNA of Lodderomyces pseudojiufengensis, 1761 nucleotides long. RefSeq names its product MFS transporter. The coding region runs from base 1 to 1761 and encodes 586 amino acids. The record is from RefSeq and is a predicted model, not a curated record. NCBI's taxonomy places the organism in Eukaryota, Fungi, Ascomycota, Pichiomycetes, Serinales, Debaryomycetaceae. The transcript has a single exon. Gene Ontology annotation, biological process: transmembrane transport. Gene Ontology annotation, molecular function: transmembrane transporter activity.